This is a messenger RNA of Myxocyprinus asiaticus (Chinese sucker), 4197 nucleotides long. Its product is annotated as solute carrier family 17 member 9-like. Gene Ontology annotation, biological process: transmembrane transport. The transcript has 13 exons. Gene Ontology annotation, molecular function: transmembrane transporter activity. Lineage: Eukaryota; Metazoa; Chordata; Actinopteri; Cypriniformes; Catostomidae. The record is from RefSeq and is a predicted model, not a curated record. Gene Ontology annotation, cellular component: membrane. The coding region runs from base 370 to 1764 and encodes 464 amino acids.
GAAAUCCUGGGUUUAUUUGAGUAAAUGUGAAGAAGCGGCCGUGUCACGUUACUUCCUGGUUUCGAGCGCUAGUGGUUGGAGGAACUGCGUGGCUGAAAAAAGAAGCUGACACGUGGAUCAUCAUCAACACUUCAGGAAUCAGGAAAAAGCAGCAAUUCCUCACUCUGCGUUGUAGCGGCUGUGAAAAACGACAGUUUACUGAUUAACAGAGCACAGUGGAUGUGGUAUAUGGGAAUGCUCCUGCGAAAGAAACGGAUAAAAACAGAUUUUUUUUUUGCAUUUCUUUGCCUUUUUUCCUGUCACGCUCGCACGGACUGACCCGAAAGGAUAUCAGAGAAGAUAGUCACAAACUAAUAGAUUUGUCGUUGAAUGGCAAUUCUACAAAAACAUGGCAAGAACUCUUGUCCAGAUUUGGCCAGUAUUAAAGAGAACCCCGCAGAAUAUUUCGGACAAGCUGGAUCACAGAAGUGGGUAGAGUCGAGUCAGAACUGGACAAGGCCAUUAGCGAGGAUAUGGACGGUGGUGCUCUUGCUGGGGACAUGCCUGCUGUACUGUGCCCGUGUGGCGAUGCCUAUCUGUGCAGUGAGCAUGGCAGAGCGGUUCAGCUGGUCGAAGAGAGAGACGGGCAUGGUGUUGGGCAGCUUCUUCUGGGGCUACUGCUUCACUCAGGUCCUUGGAGGCUAUGUCAGUGACAGGGUGGGAGGAGAGAAAGUGAUGCUGUUGUCAGCAGCAGCGUGGGGAGCAAUGACGGCUUUCACGCCAAUCUUGGCCCAUUUCUGCUCCCAGCCCAUCAUCUCCAUGACUAUCUCCCGCUUCCUCAUGGGCCUGCUGCAGGGUGUUCACUACCCGUCUCUGGCCAGUCUGUGCUCUCAGAAGGUUGUGGAAAGUGAGAGGGGCUUCCUCAUGAGCACAGUAGGAAGUGGUUCAUACCUGGGGACUCUGGUGAUAGGAGGUGUAGGCUCUCUCAUGCUGGAUCUGUAUGGCUGGGAGAGUGUGUUCUACAUCUCUGGGCUUCUUUCUGUGUUGUGGGCAUACUGCAUGUGGAAGUAUCUGCUCAAAGGAGAGGGUCCCAUCAUCACGCUGGAGUCUCUGGGUAGUGCUGGGACCCAGUCCAAACUGACCAAGAGAAACUGGCUGCGUCUCUUCAGACAGCCAGCUGUGUGCGCUGUCAUUGUUACACAUUUGUGCACUGCUAGCACCUUCUUCACACUGCUGUCAUGGCUGCCAACAUUUUUCAAGGACACUUUCCCUGAUGCCAAGGGUUGGGUGUUUAACGUGAUCCCAUGGUUUGUGGCCAUACCCUCUUCCCUGUUUAGUGGCUGCCUCUCUGACCAUCUAAUCAGUCAGGGUUUUGAUACUGCAUCUGUGAGAAAACUCAUGCAGUUCUUCUCUAUGGGUGUAUCCAGUGUGUUUACUCUGUUUCUGUGUGGGACCACUACUUUCCCCACAGCCGUGGCUUUCGUGUCCGCUACUAUGGGCCUCACCACAUUCAGCCACAGUGGGGUUUCGGUGAAUGUUCAAGAUCUCGCUCCAUCCUGUGCAGGGGCUCUGUUUGGGGUAAUGAAUACCUGUGGAGCAUUUACAGGGGUCAUCAUGGUGUAUUUCUCGGGGUAUCUGAUCGAGACCAGUGGUUCCUGGGCGUCAGUUUUCAGCCUCAUCACUGUAGUCAACCUGCUGGGUUUAGGAACAUUUUUAACCUUUGCAGAAGCUCGGAGAGUAGACAUCGAUAUAAUGAAGGGCCGUUACCACAACACCCACAUUUAAGACCAGAGGAUACCGAAGCACAAUCAGACCUUGGACGAGUACCGUCAUAUGGAUCUUCAGUAUAGUGUGCAUCUGGGAUGGAAAGUGGAGGUUAAUAUGAUUCGAUCAUCUGCUUGGGCUUUGGUCUAUUAAUAUCAUGUUAUGGCUAUUGGAUGACUUUUUAAAAUACCUCAGUCAUAUACAUAGUAAAAUAUGUAGUCAUCUCUGUCAGUCUCAGAUAUCUCAGUUGUUUCUUCCAAUUGUAAAAACUUUUGGGAAAACAAAAAUAGUGUGGUGAGAGAUUCUAAUGUGUUUGUUACAGCAGAGGGGGCACAAGUGGAGGUUUGUGUCGGUUUGAAGAAAGUUACUGUCAUUAGUACUUUGUUGGGGAGACAAUCAAUCGUUUAUGAAGUUGGAGAGGUUAUCUAGCUGUUAAGAGUGUUUUCUGAUCUUUAAAGGAUGUUUUUGUACAUCUUAAUCUCCACUUUUGAAACAAACUGCUAGUGUCCUUUUUUUUUUUUUUUUUUUUUUUUUUUUUUUUUUAUUUAUUUGUAUUUGUCAGUGGGGACUUUUUAUCAGUGGGCCAUUUGUGUGGACCAAGAUGUUGCACAAUGAAAGAAGAGUAAAAUGAUUGUAUUAUGGUGAUGUCAAUGACUAUUGACCCACCAUAAUGACUAUUUUGAGCUGAAAUAUACUGAGAGGGUCACAAAAGUAUUGUAUUGAGUUGUUUAUGCAAAAGACUCGUGGAUCAGUUUUUUGCUGUAAAUCUCUGAAUUGCAUAUACGCCUUUAAUGAAACUGAAGUUGACUGAACUCUAAAAGUUGCCUAAUGGCACAAGUUAAAUGUAAGAAGUUAUUUUCUUUUUAAUUUUCUAAUCAUUUUGACUAUCAUGAAUGGGGUAGUCACCAGUCACAAAACAUAACCUUGCAAUAAAAAUACAAUCAAUGGGUUCUUCUAGCUGCCAUUCUUUUCAAGGUGCCAUAUAAAUUGUUACUGUUCAGUUACAUUGAAGGAGUGGAAAUUCUUUCAUCAGCCCUAAAAUGUUUUUUUUCUCUGAAUGUGCAUUAAAAUUUUGGAAAAAUUUCACUGUUACUGCAGUACAAAAAAAAAAAAAAAAAAAAGCCGGUAAAAGCUCGAAUUAGUAAUAGGUCACUUUUCUUUGUGAGGGACUCAAAGAAUUUUUUUAAAAGUACAUAAAUGCAUAAGAAAUAUGUUCACAUAGACAUUUUGUGAUUAAAAUCUUUAUUUUAUACAUAUAUUCGACCACACUGUGUGUAAUAUAUAAAUGUAUAAUUGUAGCCUAUUUUAAAGUAGUUUUAUAUUUUAUUGAUUUAUAUGAUUUUGAGAUUAGGUUGGAAAUGCUUAUAUGAUCAUUGCUUUUCUAAUUUUAAUAUAUAUUGUCUGUUUUCUGUUGUUUCUGUCAUGUGCUCUUGCCAUGACUUAUUAUCAUUUCAUGCAUAUUAAUAUUCUGUUUCGUUUAAGCAUUUAAAGGAAUAUUCCAGGUUCAAAACAAGUUAAACUCAAUCGACAGCAUUUGUGACAUACAGUAUAAUGUUGAAUACCACAAAAAUACUUUUUCACUCAUCCCGCAUUUUCUUAAAAAAAAAAAAAAAAAAAAAAAAAUCUGGGGUAUAGUGAGGCACUUGCAAUGGAAGUGAAUGCACAAAAAAAGGAAUAAAAUUAAGAUUUAUGAUUUUUAAUUUCAUAAAUUUCUAUCUAAUUUAAGUAACUUAACAACAUUUAAAUAUAUAAGUUUUAUUUAAUUUUGUUCAAAUUAAUUUAAUUCAAUUUGAUGCAAUUUUAUGAAAUUGUAAUGUAUAAAUCUUAUAGAAGAAGAAGAAUUAAAGUGCUUUUAUAAAAUUAUAAGCUUCACAUUUCUGCAUUUGAACCCUCCAAAAUUUGAUCCCAUUCACUUCCAUUGUAAGUGCCUCACUGCAACCAUGAUUUUUGCUGCUGCUUUUUUUUUUUUUUUUUUUUUUAAGGAGGGACCAGUCGAAAUAAAUGUUUGUGGUAAUCAACAGCAUACCACAAAUGCUGUCGAUUGAGCUUAACUUGUAUUGAACCCAGAAUAUUCCUUUAAUGCUGUUUAAUUGAACCUUUCAUGUGUUACUGUUCGUUCCCUGUUCUUUGUCAGACUGUUCUACAUUGCUGGAUUAUGAGGGUUUGGUCCAGCAUCACAGCUAACAAUAAUUUAUGAAUGAAGAAAUGUUGAAUAUUUAUUAUGCUGACAGCAUAAAUUCUCUUGCUCAAGUAUAACAGACAUCUAGGAAAUAUAAUAGUAAAUCGGAAUCAGUGAAUUAGUGUCACGUCAUGCCAUCCUGAACUUAAAAAGUUCAAUUUUACAGAAUAUUGUACUCUUAGAGAAUAAAUUGUCACUUGAAAAACGAAAUGUAAAACAAUGUAAUGUAAAUGUUGUAUUGUCGUGUAUUUGUAAGCAUAUUUUGCUGAAAUGUA